Molecule: messenger RNA, 743 nt
Organism: Pistacia vera
Lineage: Eukaryota; Viridiplantae; Streptophyta; Magnoliopsida; Sapindales; Anacardiaceae
Product: probable WRKY transcription factor 51
Biological process (GO): regulation of DNA-templated transcription
Molecular function (GO): DNA-binding transcription factor activity; sequence-specific DNA binding
Source: RefSeq, a predicted model, not a curated record
CUUCUUCUCUCUUGUGUGAACACUGUGAAGCUCUCUCUCUUUACUCUAAACUUCUGCAGCUUUUUUUAAGUAGCAAUGAACUUCUCUCAAAACCCUAAUCCUAACCCUAAUUUCCCCUUCUUUCCUGAUCAUCACCAUCAUAACAUGACGAUGGUCGAGCCGGAGUUCGAGCUCUCGGAUUAUCUGAUUCUCGACGAUUAUCAUCACCACGAUCAUCAUCAUCUUGAUGAUCAAGAUAAUCAAGAUUCUUACUCUUCUCAAAGCAUGGUAUCUUCAGAGUUCACCUCCCAUGGAUCCUCCAGUGGUGCAACCUCAAGAAAUAGUCACAUAAAAUGCGAAAAUGGGAUGGAGAUGAAGAACAAGAAGAUUAAUGAGGUGGGGAAUCGGGUGGCUUUCAGGACGAAAUCGGAGCUUGAAGUUAUGGAUGAUGGGUUUAAAUGGAGGAAAUAUGGGAAGAAGUCAGUGAAGAACAGCCCGAAUCCGAGGAACUAUUACAAAUGUUCAAGUGGAGGAUGUACUGUGAAGAAAAGAGUAGAAAGGGAUAGAGAGGAUUCAAGCUAUGUGAUAACAACUUAUGAAGGAGUUCAUAAUCAUGAGAGCCCUUGUGUUUAUUAUAAUCAAAUCCUUCUCUCAUAUGCUCCCUGAUAAUACUUGGAGUUUGCAAGCUUCUUCUCCCCCUUUUCUUCUACUUCUUCGUAGCUAUCUGUUUCUCUCCUCCUCGAGUUUCGAUCUUUUUUUUUUUU